Messenger RNA from Blepharisma stoltei, 2581 nucleotides. The record is from the annotation of a GenBank genome assembly. Lineage: Eukaryota; Ciliophora; Heterotrichea; Heterotrichida; Blepharismidae.
AUGGAAUCUUCAGUCCGUAGACUCUCACUCAUUAGUAACCAUCUUGGCCAACACACACCAAAAUACACAUGGUUUAAACCUGAUGGUUGGGUAACCUCUAUUUAGGGCUUUACAGACACAAAAUUCCGCUUAAACUCCAAAAAUCAGGUUGAGCUCCAAGGAAAUCGCUACAUUUAUUCAGGUAAAGUCCUGCCCUCCUUUGUGCAGUUUAUGUGUGAUAUGGGCUUAGAUUUAGCCAAUAAAUCAACGCUUCAGAACUCAAUCCCAGUUGACCCUCCAGUGCGAAACCAAGCCUUUUUUGACCGUGUGAAGCCUUUUUCUCUCCACGUUACUGAAGAUGACCAAGACCGUGCUUUUCAUUCACAUGGCCACACAUUGCAAGAAAUGUUUAUAGUCAAGUUUGGGAAAUUUGAAAGGACAGUAGAUAUCGUUGUGUACCCAGGGACUGAAGAACACGUCGAAGGAAUUGUGAAAUUGGCGACUGAACUGAAUGUGGUGCUAAUUCCUUAUGGAGGUGGGACCAAUGUAACUCAUGCGUUGCAGCUGGACCCUAAUGAAAAAAGGACUAUUUGUUCGGUGGAUUUAAGCAAAAUGAACCAUGUCAGAGAGGUUAAUAUGACAAGUAUGACGGCAGUGGUAGAAGCUGGAAUUGCAGGAAAAGAUUUUGUUGCUAAUUUUUUUUAUGCUAAAUUUAUUAUAAAUGUUUUUUAGGUUAAGGAAUUGACAAAAAAAAAAAUUUAUUUCUUGUAAAUAUAUUCAAUCAAUAAUGAGCAAAAGUUUAUUUUAAUAAUAGGAGUUAGAAAAAGAAUUAGCUAGAUAUGGAGUUUGUUGUGGACACGAGCCUGAUUCUGCAGAGUUCUCUACUUUAGGUGGCUGGAUUAGCACAAAUGCCUCAGGAAUGAAGAAAAACGUAUACGGAAAUAUUGAUGAUAUUGUCCUCACAAUAAGAAUUGUCACUCCUCUAGGGACUUGGGAAAAGCCUUGCAAUGCACCAAGAAUGUCUACAGGGCCAAACGUGAACCAAUUUUUAUUAUAACAUUUUAUAUAUAUUAAAAUUCAAAGAAAAUUUACAUAAAAUACCUAGAAAUAAUUCUCUCUUUAUAAUUAAUAUAAUUCCACUUAUCCCUUAUAUUAUAGGUAGCGAAGGCUUAUUUGGGGUAUUUUCUAUAUAGAUAAUCACUCGUGCUACCAUCAAAAUCAAGCAUCUCCCACUAUGCAAAGUCUACGACUCCUACGUCUUCCCUAACUUCGAAUUAGGCACAAAGUUCAUGAAAGCUGUCGGGACCAGCAACAUCCGCCCAGCCAGCGUCCGCUUAGUUGACAACUUACAAUUCCAAUUCGCCCUGGCCUUAAAACCUGCUGAAAAUUCUCAAUUUAAGCAUUUUAUGGACAAAGUAAAAAAAUAUUAUUUACUCACAAUUAAAAAAUUCGACCCAAAACAGCUAUGUGCCUGCACACUUGUCUUUGAAGGGAACAGAGACGUCGUGAAUUUACAACAAAAACAAAUAAGUAGGCUUGCAAGAAGCUGCAAAGGGCUACGUGGCGGCCCUGAAAACGGAAUCCGUGGGUACUUUUUGACAUAUAUGAUAGCUUAUUUAAGAGAUUUCGGCAUGGAAUAUGAUUUAGUCGCAGAAUCCUUUGAGACUGCCAUUUCUUGGGACAAGCUAGAUUCCCUGCUUAAAAACUUGCCUGUAAAAUUUAUGUAGAAAUGCAUAGAAGCCUCAUGUGCGGCACGAGGAGUCAAAAAGAGACCAUUUAUUUCGUCAAGAAUUACACAAGUUUAUGAUACAGGCUGCUGCAUUUAUGUAUAUUUCGGAUUUUUCCACACAGGAGUUCCUAAUCCAGUGCAAGCGUAUUGUGAAAUUGAAGACGAGGCCAGAGAAGAAAUUUUGAGAUGCGGAGGAUCUCUAAGCCAUCAUCAUGGAGUGGGGAAAUUGAGGAAAAAAUUCAUGAAUCAAGCAGUGGGAGAGCCAGGGUUGUCAAUGUAAAAGGGAUACAUUAAAAUGGUGGUGAAUCAGCCCACCCUCUUAGCUCCUGUAUAUGGCAUCCGAAAAGUUCUCUUGAGGAAGGGAGGCUAGCGUUCGAAAUGUGUAUCCGGCUAGGUUUUUCCUAGUGCAAUGUAAGAGUUGACUGACUGCAGGCUUUACUCCAAUGCCAAGUUUUUUUACCUCUGAGGGAGGUGGGUGUCAAUGGCGUUCGUCUUGACCAAUCGGGACUAUUCCCCAGCGUGAAACCAGGAGUUACGCUCUGGGCUACGGAUUUCCAUCUUAGCCGAGAGUCGCCCACAAAAAUUCAACCUUUUUGAAUUUUAAUGGUGGGCAAUGCUGUUGGUGCACGAUAUAGCGACGCAAAUUUUUAUAACUACCAGGGAGUUGUGCAGGCUCAUGUCUGCUAUGAGCAAGACUUUGAAGGUAGUGAGAAGAUUGUCUGCGAAGCAGACAAGUGGAACGUUAUGAAAGGGAAUAAGGAUUUUCCCCGAGAGGGAGCUUUCUAUAAUCUAACUAAGUGUAAGCCAAUGAUAAAAGGACUGAAAAAAGAAAUUGACCCAAAAAAUAUUUUCGCUAACGGCAAUUUAAUUUAG